Molecule: messenger RNA, 843 nt
Organism: Dicrocoelium dendriticum
Lineage: Eukaryota; Metazoa; Platyhelminthes; Trematoda; Plagiorchiida; Dicrocoeliidae
Source: the annotation of a GenBank genome assembly
AUGGAUGACAAUAACGAACCUCAAACCAACGUAGUGUCACUUCACUUACCACCUUUUUGGCACAGCGAUCCGGCCAUUUGGUUUACGCAAGUUCAAGCACAAUUUGCCCUCCGCAGAAUUACACAGGAGAUGACAAUGUUCUAUCAUGUGCUUGCCGCAUUACCAUCAGAAGUAGUUGCCGAUGUUCGAGAUAUUUUGUUAUCUCCCGACCCCAUCACUCCAUUCCAACAGCUCCGCGAUGCUCUAAUCCGUCGUACCUCAAUUUCAGAACACAAAAGGCUAGAACAACUUCUAGCAGAUGAAGCACUGGGAGACCUGACACCAUCGCAACUCCUGCGCCGUUUGAUUUGCGUUAAGGGAGAACGAAAGAUAGACACUGGUCUAUUCACUCAAAUAUUUUUAAAACGGCUACCUCAACAUGUCCAAGCCAUUCUAGCCCCAUCCGUAAUGGAAGUUCCAAUUGAUAAGUUGGCAAUGAUGGCGGACCGUAUACUGGAUGUCCAACCGCAGGUCAACUCGCUAGACCACCAUACCCCCGGCCCAUCAAAUAACGAUUUAUCAGAUCGGAUAACACGAUUGUCACAACAGCUAAAUGAGAUGAGCAUCUCUAGGGCACCUCAUUUCAGACGUCGAUUGCGAUCUCCUUCCCGCAACUCCAAAUGCCGUAAUUUCCCCCGAUCUCCUUCACGUUUUUACUCACAUAGUUCUUCGUCUAGUCAGGCAUCGAACCCCGCAUUUUGUUGGUACCAUCAGAUAUUUGGACCAGAGGCAAAGAAAUGUAGACACCCCUGCACAUUUAAGUCACAACUAAGAGUGGAUUUUAAGGCUCCGGGAAACGAAUAG